CUCCCCUGGGUGCUGCGCGGGGCCGUCGGGAGAGAGGCGGAGCGAGGGCGGUGCUCCCGCCGAGCUCCUGCCUCCAGCCGCGCCGCGCCGCGCCGCGUCGGCUGUAAAGGGCGGAGAGCGGUCCGCUGCUCCCCGCCAUGUCCAGGCACGUUUUCCUGACGGGACCCCCAGGGAUUGGAAAGACUACUUUGAUCCAGAAAGUCACUCAAGCACUAAAAUCCUCAGACGUUCCCAUUGAUGGAUUUUACACAGAGGAAGUUAAAGAAGGCGGCAGAAGAAGAGGAUUUGAUGUUGUCACUUUAUCUGGAAAACAAGGUCCUUUAUCUAGAGUUAGUUCUGAUUCUUCUACUUCAAGACGUGAAUGUCGUGUUGGACAAUAUGUUGUAGAUGUUGCUUCAUUUGAGCAGUUGGUUCUGCCUGUGCUGAGAAAUGUAAACCAGGGCGCUGAUGCAGAGAAAAAGAUUUGCGUCAUAGAUGAGAUUGGUAAAAUGGAACUCUUCAGCCGGGCUUUUAUUCAAGCUGUUCGUCAGAUGCUGGCUGGCUCUGGGACCGUGGUACUUGGAACUAUUCCAAUACCUAAGGGAAAGCCACUGGAUCUUGUUGAAGAAAUAAGAAGCAGGAGAGAUGUUGAAGUGUUCACUGUCAGUAAGGAAAACAGGAACAACAUCUUGCAGGACAUCUUGGCAGCUGUGGAGUCAUGCAGGCAAUGAAGACCUUUUCUUGCUUAUGCCCUGGUGCUGGGAGCUUACAGGAAAGAGAAGAGACACUCUGCAUUUGGUUAACAGUCUGGUUCUGACAUUGUCCCUCUUCAGAUGGGAGAAGGGUUAAAGGACACAGUGGCCCUGUUCCUUGACAGCUCCAUUACACAGCUAUUCUGGUCACAUUAAUUUGGAUAACAGUACAGCUUUCACGUCUGGGAAAAAGAGAAUUCAGAGAUCCCCUCCUUUAGGAAUAUGGAGCUCUGGCCUGCUUUUCACAAUAAAAAGCUGUGUCUUCAAGGUCUUCAUAAUCCCCUCAUUAGUACAGGCAUCUGACUGUUGUCAGACAAGAAGGAUGAAGGGCUCCAAAUUCUGCCUGUACAGGACUUGCAACAAGAAAUGGAACUGUUGUGAAUGAAAUAUGUCUAGCUCCUGCCCCAGCAUUUACCAUUCAUUGCCUUUGGUAGCAGUGGCUGCUGUUUCUGCUUUACUCUGUUAUUUACUGAACACAGUAUAAAGCUGGAGGCUCUUGGAAUAAAAAUCUACCCAGCCCAGAAUUUUUGAUGACAUAAAAUUAUUAAUUCUUUCAUGCCCUUGUUUAAUUUGCUGAACAAGGAGAGGAUACUGGCCACUGUGACUUUUAACAUACUGAUAUAUUCGAAAUGGAGUUACUGGAAGGGAACAAGAACCUCAUUCAGAAAGGAGAUGUUUAUGGAAGCCAUAAUCUAAAUUUAAUUUCUGAAAUGCAGGUAUCUAAACUAUGGAGCCUGGGAACUCCUGCAGUGGUUGCUUGGUGCUUUUUGUUGUCUGUUUGUUAAUUUUAAAUCCAAAGCAUUCUUAAGGCACCUUGUUAGAUAACUCAAGACAAAGCACUUUCUUAGGGCUGUGUGCCAUAGACUUUGGAGCAUAAGCCUCUCUGUUCUUACAUGCUGGACACCUGAUAAUUUCAGUGGAAUGAGUUAAGCUAUAAAGUACGCUGUAGAAUAAUAUUUCUUUCAAUGAUUAAAUAGUUACCAAGAUUCUCAGAAGUGUUAAAGAAGGUCUGACUUUUAAAUCUAAAAUGGAGAUAUUUGAUACUUAAGUAAAGGCUGGGAAGGGGAAUUUCUUCAGGAGUGAUGACAGCAGAGUUCAGAUUUCCAAACUGCAGUUCAGGCAGUAGUGUUAAGAGUUGCAUCACCUCGUGAUGUUUGUUCCUCAUAAGAGUAAGUAUAUUGCCCUGCUCACUGCAUUCCAUAAUGAGACUGGAAAAAAAAGAAUCUUCAGCUCUGCUAAGUUUUGAGCAGCGUGCUGAUGGGACCUUGUUUAGCGAGGGAAGUCAAUCACUGGAACAACUUACCCAAAAUGGAGGUGAAUUUUUCCUUCUCUGCUGUGAAUGAAACAUCAGCCUUUUAAACCAGAGGGUAUUUUUUGCUGCUGCCAUUAGUGGCUCUUACUUUUUGCUGCCUGGCUCUAGAUUGGUGAGUCGUUUUGUUUUGUUUUUUUGUUGUUGUUGCUGUUCUUUAAAUCCAUCUUCUGAGCUACACAGUGCUUUUAAAAGAAAUAAAGAGAAAUUUUGUGAUCUGUGUUCA
Molecule: messenger RNA, 2266 nt
Organism: Lagopus muta (rock ptarmigan)
Lineage: Eukaryota; Metazoa; Chordata; Aves; Galliformes; Phasianidae
Gene: NTPCR
Product: nucleoside-triphosphatase, cancer-related
Exons: 6
Coding region: 138-710 (190 amino acids)
Molecular function (GO): ATP hydrolysis activity
Source: RefSeq, a predicted model, not a curated record